AUGCAGACGAGAAACACAGAGGACCUCCCCCCGAAGAGCCUCAUCCCGAGCCGUCUAAACCAAGGAACCGAUGAUCCUUUCAUAUGGUUGGCCUAUUCAGGCCCUGUCCUGCUUCUAAGGUCGUAUGAUAUAUCUCAAGUCAGCAUCGCUGCUCGCUUCAUUAUGAAAAUUCCGCGAAACUGGCACCCAUUUGCUCAACUGGGAAAGAUCCAACCCUGGCACCAUAACGAUGGCAUUGUGCGUGCGCCUCAAUGGCCGACGACGCUGUAUUCAACGGUUUUGCAGGUUCUCCAGCACCACGGCUCUUUCUGCUUUCCGAGGGAUGUAUAUAUUCUGACGCUGAAACCCGGCGCUAGGGUUGUCUCCCUCUUUCUUCACUCCUCCACAUCUGUCUCCCGCUCGUCUGCCUCAACAUCUCUUGGCAACAGAAAUGUCGCUUUCCUCUGGGACUUUGGUAGCCUCGCAGGGCCUGCCCUCUCUUCACCCAAGCCGUUCUUCAUCCUGCGUAGAUAUACUGACGUCGCUCUUCUAGGGACGAUGCCAGUUCUUCCCAAACUCUUUUGGACGACCAAAUAUCAUCCCGCGCUGCACUUCGCUCUCGAUUCCGUUCACAUGGGCGCGCAAUUCAAUAACUACGGGUUUACUCCGAUCUUCGAUCCAUCUGAUUUUGAGCCUCGACUAUCGAGGGGAAUGAUCCAUGGACUGCAUACGCGAUGCGCCAUCAAUCCGAUGAAGACUGAAACGUACAAAUUGACAACCCACAAACCUACCUGCGAAAUUAUCGCGACCAGCUUCAGUCCAUAUCGCAGUUUCCAACAUUGGGCAUUUUGCAAGCACGGAGCUGGGGCCGCAGGGCUCGGUCACGUGAAAAUAUACGAGGUCGAAGGAUGGCUCAUGCUUUUGGUGGUGUCUUAUAAUAUAGAGGUGCUCGUUAUUGGGAAGGUUUGGCGUUUGGUUACCCGGCUCAGGGAUCUUAGGGGGGCCAAUCCCCUUACGAUCCCUAGCAGUCACCAACACCCUUUUCGGAAGAAACUUAAUUUGAUAGCGAUCCUUAGAACUCCUUCGACUUCUUUUUCUACAGAAACCUCCCGGCUCUCCGCUUCCAGCUGCGAUUGCGAAAUUCGACGACAAGAGCUAAUUAAUUUUGCCAGGACGAGGUUGCUCCUCAUGGCGGCGUGUCUCGACUCAGCUGGGUUGGACCGCCUUUCCUUGCUGCAUCGCACAAUUAUUUCUUCCCCGGGCCUUAGUUCUUGUUUGCUAGGAAGUUGGCAACCCGGCCUGCUAGUGCCGAAGCGCGGGGCCUCACAUCAGCUCUCGAAGUCCGACCUCAAAUCAGAUACUUACAUUGCCGACUUAGGCGCAAUGGUAAUGGAUGAUUCUUGCAGCAUGCUGUCUUCGAGGCUGAAUUGGUUUGCAAUCCACCUUCCACAUCCACCUUCCGCAUCCACCUUCCGCAUCGACUUUCCGCAUCCAUUUAUUCUCUUCAAAUGCACAGUUUCUCUGACCAAGGAUCACAGAAACGUGCAAGCUGAUAUUGUACGGAGGCAAAAUCAAUCCCUUAAGACACCGAGUAACCAUCCGCAGGCCCGAAGAAACCCCUCUUGGAACCGAGUAGCUUUUUUCCUUGGUUUUAGGAUCAAGAUCAGUGCCGCAACCUUACCUCAGCAACUCUCUCAAUUCAACGAGAGCUUCCAUAGACGCGUGACAAGAGACAUGCAUGCUGCACUGGGCCUGCUAACACACUCCAGAAACCAUUUGCCUUCUGUUCUCCUGCUCACAAUAUGUGGCGCGGAAUGGAAAGCAUCAACGGGGAGGAAAGGAUGUAUCAAACUGUAUCACAACCGGCUCUAUAGAUAUAAAAAUGUUGACUGCUCUCUGCUUGUCCUUGCCGACUCUCAAUUUACCACCAGAAGUAUAGCUUUGAUACGAUUAUUUGCUUCUUUCUAUUUUGUAUUCAACCUUAUUUGGAAACUAUUCCUCGCUGCUCUUCCCGGGAAAGAUUUUAUUUCCCUAUUUCAACUUUUUCCAGCAAAUAGCAAAGCACCUGACAAGCUAGCUUGCAAUAUUCAUCAUAAGUAUGGUCCCACCGCCCACAUACCUGUGGCUACUGACCCCUUUACUACAGUACUGAUCUACCAAGGCAACCUCGUGGACCUCCACGGAAUUGGAUCCCAGUUUGUGGGGCAGCCUUCCACGCCUCAAAGUGAAUGGCUUACACAGGCGGAACAACUUCCCAAUAGUGGAUCGAGACCGAAAACGACGCAUGCAACUUCUCAUGUCGCGAAGAAGUGCUCUAUAUCUGGAAAUGAAGAUCCUUGCAAGUGCAGAAAGAGUAAUGGUUGGUUGAAGGAAACAUACAGGGAACGUGGCAACAAUUCGGAUGCCAUGAAUCUCGAAGACUGA
Molecule: messenger RNA, 2403 nt
Organism: Lindgomyces ingoldianus
Lineage: Eukaryota; Fungi; Ascomycota; Dothideomycetes; Pleosporales; Lindgomycetaceae
Exons: 23
Coding region: 1-2403 (800 amino acids)
Source: RefSeq, a predicted model, not a curated record